AGAGCGAGCAGAGGCACUGACACACGACAUAACGCCUGCCCGCCCGCCCAGUGUGUCCUGCUGCUCAACACAACUGCUCAGUCAGCUUCUUAUCAAUCUGUAGUUUGUGUAGUGGUGUGUUUGCCAGUGCCGCUGACUCCUGGUGCAGCCGCCUUCGACGAGCCUCAUCCGCCCGCCGCCAUGCUGCUUCUGUCAACACUCUUGCAGCACUAGGUCCAUGUGCCCUAGGGAGAGAGCCAAUCCCUCCAACAUCACACCCUCCGCUCACUGUACCCAACAUGUUUUCGUGACCCUUACUCAUCGAUUAUAAAUCCUAACAGUUAUACUACAAACUAUGUGCUCGACGGGACAGUAGCCCGAAAUAUAUGUGCUCCCCGCUAGCUAUGUGCCAUGUGUUACUGUAGUCUAGGUAGUCGUUCUAGUCGUGUCUGUUGUUGUCGUCUUUGUCCUAAAUGUUUAUAGUUAAAGUUACGCACCAUAGUUGUAAAAGACAAACAACCAAUUCCAACAAACUUAAAUAAAUGAAUAUUUCGCCGGAUGGAUACAAUGGCCGCAGUGGUUAGGUGAAGCAACGCCUGCCUGCAUCCGUUUGUCAUCAUACACAGCACCACGACUGGACACAGCCGAUAUGGACACAGUAUGGCCCCAGCACUCCGGCACAACCCAGCUAGAAGUCUGGUUCUGUUGUUCCCGUUAUGCAUACUCUCUAUUGCACUGCGAGUUACUUCAGGUGGAGAGUGCGACCGAACGUUUGUGAGCCGUGCUAGUGGACCUCAGAACGGAACAUUCUCUGCGCCGAUCUUCUCGAAUCCCUCCGGCCACGCCCGACAGUGCGUCUACACGUUCCUCGCCGCGCCUCACCAACGCGUCCAAAUCAUUUUCACUCACUUCAACCUCCGCGGGACACCCCCUGAUGGCUGGGCUGUGGGGAAUUUGCCCGCGUGUGCACACGAGUACCUGGACGUGUAUUCGGAGGUGCAGCAGCCUGAGGCGACUGAACUGAUCAACUCGCCGUUCGGAGGCCGCUACUGCGGGCCGAUCCCGCCGCGUCGCCGCAUCUCGCUCUACCGCGCCAUUGCGCUAUCCUUCUACACCGACAAGAACUCCACCUUCCCGGAGCUGUUUGGUGGACGCUAUUCGUUCAUCAACGACUCUGAGUACCAAAUAGGUACACCAUCACCACAGUCGCCCUGCUCAUUCACCAUCCACGCCAAAAUCAAACGACAAGGAGUGAUCGUUUCGCCCACCUACCCAGGUGCUUAUCCCAAAGAUCUCACCUGCAACUAUUUGUUCAUCGGCCUGCCCACCCAGAGAGUCAGGCUGGAGUUCAGGGAUUUCGACCUAUUCUUUGGAGGGCCACACUGUCCAUUUGAUGUAGUAAAAGUGUAUGAUGGGGCUACAAACGAAUCAGCCGUUAUAGGAACGUAUUGUGGUCAACAGAGGAACUUAGUUCUUUAUUCUUCAGAAUCAACAAUGUUUGUUGCCUUUGAAACACUCCAGCGCACUGCCAAUACUCAAAAUCGGGGUUUCAAAGGCAUAUUUGAGUUUAGUGAAAGCUUUGUAAAAUUAGAUUUUAUCGCCAAAAAUGAUGGAGAACACAUACGAGGUUCCGAGUGUGAUCAAAAAAUUCUAAGUAAAAAGGAAUCAAGUGGAUACGUUUUUAGUCCGAAUUAUCCAUUUCCAUACUUCCCGAAAAUAGUUUGUCGUUAUUUUGUGUACGGAAUGCAAGACUCACAGCACUUAGAACGGGUUCGCCUCGACUUUGCCAAAUUCGAUAUACCUAAAGGAGAAAAAGGAGACUGCAGCGAUGGAUACCUCAAAAUCUACCUGAAAGGUCAGGAAGCGACAGACUCGUAUGAGAAAUUCGAUCACGAACUGUGUGGCGAAGAAAGCAAACUGAAGCCUAAACAAGUGGUUUCCGAUGGACCUCGACUUGUGAUGGUUUUCAGCAGUGGAGAACUACAGGGCCGAGGUUUCAAGGCGAAAUACACGUUUGAAACAGAGUACCGUAUUCCGGGCACGGCGGCGCCAGACGGCAGCUGCACAUUCACCUACCGCAGCUCCAGUCGCAAGAAAGGAGAGUUCAAUUCCCCCCGCUACCCCUCCAACUAUCCUAGUCAAACAAAUUGCACCUACACAUUCAUUGCAACACCAAACGAACAAGUAACAUUAGUCUUCGAUCAUUUCCGAGUCAGAGCUGACUCUGCCAAUACAACUUUCGGAUCAUACGGGUUAUCAGUGUGCCAAGAAGAUUGGUUAGAAAUGUACAAUCUCUAUCGAGAUGGAACAGCGAAGCUGAUUGGGCGGUAUUGCGGCAUGACAGCUCCCGGUCCAGUAGACUCGAACAGAGGGGCGAUAGGUGUCAAAGUAAUCCUACACUCCGAUCAAGAAGGCGUAUUCAGCGGAUUCAAAGCUAGAUACACUUUCGAAGUAGCCAAAUCCAUCUAUGGAGACUGUGGGAGUAACGUGAGCAGUACUGAUUUCGGAGUAAUCACGAGCCCCAACUUCCCGCUCAAUUACGAGGGCCCGUCAAGAGGAAAGGCGAGUAAAACGUGCAACUGGUACGUCAACGUCCGACCAAAUCAUAAAAUUCUGCUCAACUUUGAACAUUUCGCUGUGGAAGGUGAACCCGCAGGUCGAGGUUGUCCGGCGGCAGUGGUUCGGCUGUGGCACACUGAGGAUGGGCCGCCACUGGAGCUGUGCGGUGAGAAGCCGGCCGCUGACAAGUGGCAGUUCAUCUCAGAAACUAACUCAUUAAGAAUAAGUUUCAUUUCUGCAGACAAGUCUGUAGGUGCUCAAGGUUUUCAUGCGGUUUGGACUGAGAUGCUAGGUUACAAUUCAGCUUGCGACGAAUUUCGGUGUACAAAGAGUAAUUUCUGCAUAGCUGACAAGCUGCGUUGUAACAGGGUCAAUAACUGUGGAGCUGAUGACCCAUCAGAUGAGGAAAACUGCCUAGUGGAGGCACCGAUGGACUGGAUGUGGAGCAGUGUGAUAGCAGGCGUCAGCAGUGGUCUGUUCGUGCUGCUGGUGGUGUGUGUGUUGUGCCACCGCCGUCACAAGCGACGUCACUUGCGCCACCUCCGCCACCACCGCCACCUGGGGGGCGGCACCUCCGCCUCCACCCGCCUCCACCUGCCCACCUCGCCCGCCUCCUCGCACUCGCACUCGCAGCGCCAGCAGCACGUCUGCGACGAACUCGGACAGCGCUUUGCCAGUGUCGACAGUGUCUGAUGCCUGCUCAAAUAACAGGGGGAUGAUGCCGACGAUGAUCCAUCACAUCACCAUCACGUGUCGGCUUAAAGCCGCAUUUACAUCUUGUCUCUAGACAAUGUCUAUUUAUGUGUUUUCAUUGAAACUCCUCAUAGAAUCAGUUUUAGGUUGAGCCAGUUGUUUCUCUGUUGAUCGUGAAUUAUGAUUUACAUCUUGUCUCUAGACAAUGUCCAUCGUACAAUCUUAUUUCAUCAAGAUUUGGAAAAGAAACAGCUUGUUUUAGCCAGAAGUUUCGCUCUCAAGAAUUGCCAUGAUUUGCAUUUAUUAUUAAAUUUUUCUCGCAUAAUUCUUAUGGCUGAGGUUAAUUCGUUAUACGAAUUGUCCAGCUUAGAACACGUAGAAUUGAUACCUUUUAAAUAUUCUAUGAAAUAUUCUCUCAUCAGUUAAUACCAGUAUAUCUCAGCUUUCUAGCUGAAGCUCCCUGUUUCUACUUUUCACAGUGUCUUAGAGUGAUUCCUCUGUAGACUGCAGCCUGCAUUCUCAAAUUCUCAAAACUUAGUCUUUAUCAAUCAAUCAAUAUUAAUAAAUCAGGAUAAAUUCUUAUUUUCUAUUGCAUCCUUAGUAAUAUUCAAUCCCCUAUCGGCUUCUACUGGAGUAAACAAUUUCCGUUCAGUUGUUAUGUUGAGGAAGAAAUCGAAAACCUGCUUUACCAGUUUGAUGGCAUGUAUUCUGUUAAAAUAGGUACUCUUACAUAAAAAUGUUCAUAGGCAGUUUUGUGCUUCAACUAUUUUAUUAAUUCAAUAGAAAUCGUGUCAUGUACUCAACUCUAUGCGGUUUGUCAGUCAGGUGUUUCAGUUGAUAUUAUUCAGAGAUGUUUGUGUCGAGAUUUCCAUCAUAAACCAAAGGAGUUUAGAAACUAACGGAAUCCGUCACGAAAUUAGACUGAUGUUGAAACUGCAUAUAUUGGUUUUUUGAAUCUUGAUAUCGUACGAUCAAAUAAUUUUAUAUAAUUUUACAUUUUCAUUUGUUCUAUCUAAUCCAAUUCUAGAGACAAAUGUACUUGUGGCACUAAAUAAGAUAAAUUCAAUGAAAAGUCAUUCCCCUGGUGAUAUUAUUUUAGAGAUACUAUACUUAAGGUAAUAUAAUAGAGACUAAAAAGAUUGUUUUACUGGUGCAAAGUUUCCAAUAAUAGUCGAAUCAAUUUUUUAAUAAAUAAAAUAACUCAUGAAUGGAUAAAUGGAAUAAUAAUACUAUUAUACUGGUAAUUGGAUAGGAAAUUAAUGUUACUGAGUGAAAUUAUACUACAAUGAAAUGAUUGACUAGCGCGCCAGGAGUUUUCAAGUCAUACGGAUUGACUGAUUCCUGCAAAUGAAGAAGAAUGUGGAAGGAAAAUGUAAUUUAGUUAAUUAUAAAAUAGACAAUUGAAUAAGGUAGCCGAUGCAUCAACAUUGCCUUGUUAUAGCUGAAUGUACAUGCCAAACAGAAAUCAUUAUAAAAUGUAUUUUAAUUAGGAGAGAAAAUGUUAUGGCAUGUAUUGUACUAUAUGAUCGGCUUAACAGACUUUAUUGUUGUGAAUUAAUGUACUUGUAGUGGUGUGAUAAACAUGUAUCUAUGAAAUAAAAGUUGAAUGGCUCAUUAGUGAAUUGUGCCCGUACCCAUUCCUGUACCUAACUGUUAUUUUGUUGUAAAUUACUUCUAUUAAGAUUGUUGAUAAAUGUAUUUGUAUAAGCAGAAUCACUAACACCACGUAUUUAUGAUAAUUGAAAUGUUGUUGCUGAAUGUUUGUAAUUCAGUUGAUUGAUAAUUUGCUCACCUAAUGCCCAAGAAUCUCAUUUUAAUUUUUGGAGUUAUCAUCAAAUUCCUUAUUGGAUUUAAAUAAUUGAUGUGCAUCAUUGUCGGUAGUUUAAUCAAUAAAAUUAUGAUCACUAUAUAGCUUCAAAUGCUUCAAUCUUAAGAAAGCAUUCACUCUUCCAUGCCACCUUGAAUAACUCAUCUGUUCGCAGUACUGAGUAAGGUACCAAUCUCAUAUUCAAGACAUUUAUGUAUCCUACACUCUGUUUGAUACGGUACUAGGCUCUUCGUCCAUUAAUAUUGUUUGAAUCUUAUGAUUAAAUCUAAUCAAUUUAAUGUUUAGCUCAUAAGAAAUGACUCGAAAGUUUGAUAUUAAAUAGCAUAAAUUACUGCCCUUAGCCUGGAUUGUGGAUAAUGGAUUGUGGAGUUGGAGAGAAUAUAUACUGGUAUCAAUUAAAUCAUUAUUAAACUCAUUUGUUGUGAUAAGUUGAUUGUAUUGUACCGUACUGAAUAUGGAAGGAAAUUUAUGAAUAACUCAUUCCAAUGGAUUUCAAGGAAGGAGAAAAUUUGAGAAGAUUCGUUAUUUUUUAUCAAUGCGGGCUCAAUGAUAAUAAGAAAUAAUAAAUGUUAUGUGUUUGGUUGAUAUAAGCUACAUGUACUCAGUCUCAGAUCAUAUCGAGUGAAAACGAAUAGGUUUCAAAUUAACCGAAUUAUAUAAUUACCCAUCCACCUCCUGAAAAUCUUCCAACUAUCCCAAAAAUGUAUCAUGCACAAAUAUAUAAGCAAAUCCUUCCUGAGCCUAAUGUUGAAACAACGAUAAGAUAGGUUAAUGUAGAAAUCUAUGUAAUUUUAUGUGUUUCUGUAAAUAAUUAUUAAUAAUAUCAUUGUCAAUAUCCACUUAUAAAUGUAAAGAGUGAAGAUAUUUGUUACGUUUGAAAACAUAUUUUGUUAAUUUCAUAAAUAAUCAAAUGUCUAUAAAAAUUUGUUAUGGGAAAGUUGAAUAUGUUUUCAAUAUUGACAAAGUACUUUUUAUAAUUUAAAGUAUUUAAAGUGGUUUCCAUCUCAUAUUUUUGGAAGAUUUUGAAACUUCUUUAGAAUAAGUCCAACUCACAAUAAAUUGACUUAUUUCUUUCAAUCAUUUGCGAUCCAUCUGGUUGAAAAUCAUCAUCAGGAGAAAAAAUACAAUCUUAGAGUCGUGAUACAAAUUUGAAUUGUGUUUUUUCCCCUAUUAUCAAAUGAAUGUUUUUUACGCUCUUGAAAUCUCUAAAAGUUUAUUAAAUCCAGUUUAUUGAGAAAUAAUUCGUCAAGGUUUUUAUUGUAAAUCCAAAAUGUUAUUAUUAUGAGUUUCCAUAUAAUAUUACACCGAUUACUUAUACAUCCCAUUUUAAUUAAUGCCUCAGUUUGGACGAACCCUCUAUUAUAAUAAUAUUAAACAUUUUAUAUCAGGAGCCAGAACAUGAGAGUUUGUAAGGGUAAGCUAUCUAAUAAUACAGUUUUGGUGUGAAAGGAAUCAUCCACUGUAAAAUAUGCCAAAACAUGCUUGAAUUUAGGUUGUUUAACUUGACUUAUAGUGUUGGGUGAGUGAUUACAUGUUUGCAUGAUUACUCUAAUUACAUGUUUCAAUAUUAUUUACACUACGGUAUCACAAUCUUUAAAUAUUCAGUUCAAUACAGUUGGAACAAAAUUACUUCAAUCCUUCAUUUGAAAGGAACUAAAAGUUUGAUUUCUCGAUGUAAGUCUAUUGAAAUAAGUCAUAAGAAAAUCAAGAUAUAGGUACUUUUUUCAUAUUUCUGCAUGAAUUGCUACAAAUAUUAUUGUGAAAUGAUUUUCAUUGAAAUCAACAUUUUUAUCAACUAAAAGUAAGAAUCUCUAAGAUUCAUUAAUUCAUUAUUUUCAAAACCUUCAAUUCCAUGACUAGUUUUCUGCUAUGGAACAAACAGGGUACAUUGAAAGCAAUAUUAAAAAAUUACACAUUAAGUUAUGAUCUACAAAACUCAAAGGCAUCUAUAAAGUGAUCAGUUUUUAUUAGUGUUGAUGGUAUUAAUAUGAGUUGAAUUAUCUUUCUGGAAUCGUUGAAAUCAACAAGCCUAACACAGUUACAAACAACGUCUUUGAAAAUCCUCAAACUCGAUAAAUAUUGAAUUGCGAGUUGAGUCAUUCGAAUAGGUCAAUCUACUCUAGAACUUACGACGAAGAGUCAAUAUUAUUCCACUAGAAGAGGAUUCAAUUAAUAACAUUUCAGAGCCCUCACUGUAAUGAGAUAAAGUUUCCUGAAAUUGUGAAUAGGAUUAAUGAUUUAUAUUAUACAAAUCAAUAAGAAUUUUCAGUAGGUAUAAUUUUUUCGUUAUUUAUUAAAAGGAAAAAUAAUGAGAAGCUGGAAUCCAAUAAGCGAUGUAUCACCAACAUUGAAAUUUUUCCAUUAUAAUCAACUGUUAUUCCAUAACGUAACUAUUUUUUUGAAACAUAACUUAUAUACCGUAUCAUUCAACUUCAGAAAACACAUUUUUCCAAGUUGAAUUUCAUAGAAUGAGUUUUCAGUUUUUGCCCAACAGGAACUGAAUAGCAUAUUAUGAGAUUCAUCUUCAUAAACAAUAUUAUAAGGAAAAGCAAUUUUAAUUGCAAAUUCGGAUCAUUCUCUUAUGGCUCGAGGCUUCUGAAAAAUUAAUUGCUGAGUUUUUAUGUUUCUCCUAGAUAAAUUUCCUUUCCUUGCCCUUUAUUUUUCAUGUUGAAUAAUGUAAUAAUAAUAUCAAUAAUAACUGAGAAGCAUAAUAGAUUGUGGAUAUCAGUAGGAAUGAAGCAUAAACUAAAUGUUUUUGAGAGAAUUUUCAGAUCAAAGUAUCAUUUUCAGCUAACAAUAUAACACAUGAUCAAUUCUAAAUGAGUUUGAAUGUUAGUGAUAAAUGAUUGGAUAUUUGUGUAUAAACAGAUAUUAUUGCAACUAUAAUGUACAGUGUUGAUUUACUUGUUACUAUUGUAAUAAUAUGCAAUAAGAGAGAAUUGUAAAUAAUAAAUGUGCGUGAAAAGUGAAUCUUGUCUUGUACCGCAUGAGUAUAUGUGUACCGUAUGAAAUAAGGCAAAUAAAUAACAGCUAUAUCAAUAUAUGUUUACUAAUCUGAAUGUUUUGUAAUGAAAUAAAUGAAAUAGUGAAAACAGGGUGAUUGGCAAAUAAACAAAAAAUUAUAUACAUUUUAUUGGAUACAUAGAAUUUGUUCUUUAUAUUUUGAAAUUGGGAGAGAACCGUAUAAACUGCUCAUAUUAAAAGUAGAUAAUAUUUAAGCUUGGAGAACAAAACUAUAAAUUCACUAUGUUUUGAACUAUACCGGUAAAGAAAACUAUGGUAAAGGAAAUUUUCUGGAUAAACAAUAGAGCUGAUGUUGAAUAAUAUUUUUGAUUUACAUAUCUGAUCUGGAGAUGAUGAUAAUUAUAUGAGGUCCAUUCAUAAUACAUAUCUAAAAGAACAAUCCACCACUGCUGUUCCCUACAAACUCCAAGGGUUCAGUAUUCAUGCAAAAUAGCACUAACUUAUUGCUUUUCAUGAAUGGAAUACCUCUUUUCAUAGGAUAAAUUUGAAAGAUCACUAAGUUUCUUAUGUACAUCAAUGUAUUUUUCAAGAGAAUAUGUUUACAACCGCAACAGCCAUAUUUCGAGCAUUCCCUGCUCAUUCAUAUAAUUUUUUUCUAUUCAAUAUCAUCCUGAUGUUUUCUGUCUCACAGCUCCCUUGGUGGGAAAGGAUUGAGACAGAUGAAAGGAGGCUUAAAAUACUAAUUGAAAUUACAAAAAAAAACUAUCAAAACUGAGAAAUUAUUUAAAGGAAUUAAAAACACUUGACUACAAUGCCUCACAUUUAUAAUAAUCCAUCAAAAUAAGACUUUAUGUGAACUUAGUCCUUUAUAAAAAUAACAAAAAGCAAUGGACAUUGGUAGCCUUCAAUCUACACUUUUAGCUGGUGGAAUAAUUAACGAUUAUUUAAGAUUACGUGAGGAAGAAGUCAUUGAUCAUAUAUAUUUUACCGCAGUAACUUCUUUCUUUCUCAGUAACAUCAUAAACGACCUUCAGGAUAACUAUUCUCAUUGUUCUCCAUGACUGAAAUAGUGGUUAAUUCUGCAUACUUCUUCGAAUAAAGCAAAGGGAAGAUGAAUAUUGAUCAAUUCAUUAAUGGCAAAAUUACAGGGAGGAAUGAGACAGUAUAAGCAAAUCCAGAGGGAGCCUGUGUCUCAAGACCCCUCCUCCCUUGGGUAAAUCAUUUUUUUAAUCCCAUUAAUCAAAUUUUUAUCCUGAAUCUACAAGAAAACUAUAUCAUUAACAGCAUUCUACAAGCCUUUGUGAAUCGUUGGUGACAGUCCAAUACAAACAAUGGUCAGUCUAUAGAGAUAUGUACCCUAUAAUUACACUUGUAGAUAUUGCAUUGAUUGCUUCCUAAAUAUUGAUCCAGAGAUACAUCACUUUUUCAAGUCUCCUUAUGUCUCAACCCUCCCACUUUUCCCCUAAUUAGUGGUAGUGCAUAUUCGAAAGAAGUAAAUCAAAGUGAGAGCUACUCACAAAACUACAGAAUUUAAUUUGCAAGAGCAUUCUAAUUUGACUUUUUAUUAACUGAACUUGAUACAGAUGGGUCAAUCAGCAUUUCAAAAUUUAAAAAACCUCUUAAAAAGCUAAGUUAUGAUGUUGUUGUCAAAAACUAAAUUUUUCACAUUCAUAAUCAAAAUAACAAUAAUUCAUUUAUCUAAGGUUAUAACAAAUAAAGAGAAAGUACACAAAAAACCUUUAUCAUAGAUUUUCAUAUUAGCCUACACACGAGGUUUGUUUGUUUCAAGGGGCAUGGUAAGAAUGGAUUGAAAACAAACACAAAUCAAAUUCACGAUGAGUCAAUUUUUUUCUUGGCAUAGGCCUACUGUUAAUUCAUUUUUCAAAUGAUUUUAUGAAGUAGGUAUACAGUAAUAUGUGUUUACAAAUGUCAUAUGGGUUCUGACAAUAGGGGCUAUAUAUUAUUAUCUAGGAAAUUCAGUCCAAAAUAAUUUUUAAAAAAUUAAUGAAAUGAUGACGAGAAACAAUAUAAUUUGUACAAAAACCUGUGUAAAUAUAAUAUACGGUAUAUCAUUAUAAUAUAAUGAAUAUAAUAAUUAUGAUUACGAUGAUAACAUUAUAAUAAUAAAAUGAUGUAACUGUCUCCUCACCCACCUAACUAUCAAAUUAAACAAAAAGAUGAUGAUCUUUUAACUGUUAUAUGUUAUAUUGUUAUAUAAUAUUAUAUUAAUGACGGAUGAGAGUGAAUGAUGACAGAAUGGUUAUGUACAUCCACAAAUAUACAAAUACACUGUACUUAUAAUUAAUGAAUAAAUCAAGGUUGUAAGUUGUGUCUAUUCAAACCCACAGCACAGCUUCAAAACACAUCAAUAAAAUUAUGUGAUGAGUGGAAAUCAACUUAUUGUAUUAUAUUGUAUCUCUGUACGUUUUCUUUAACAAAACAAAAAUAGGACAGAUGAAAAGCCAAUUCAACUACUGUUAUUUUAUAUUAGAAUGAAUAAGAUAUUGUAAACAAAAAUUAUAAUUUUUACUGUGCCAUCUCAUUUGCCGGAAUACAAACGAAAACAUUCAUUUCAAGAAACAAAACUGUUCGAAUCAACGUAAACAUGACAUGGAUACAAUAUUGUCAUUGCUCAUAUUAUAAAACUAUUUAUUAAAUUUA
Nilaparvata lugens (brown planthopper) is the source of this 10684-nucleotide messenger RNA. Its product is annotated as tolloid-like protein 2. NCBI's taxonomy places the organism in Eukaryota, Metazoa, Arthropoda, Insecta, Hemiptera, Delphacidae. Gene Ontology annotation, molecular function: protein binding. The coding region runs from base 640 to 3231 and encodes 863 amino acids. The record is from RefSeq and is a predicted model, not a curated record. The transcript has 17 exons. Gene Ontology annotation, cellular component: plasma membrane.